GAAGGUCAACAAAGGAAAAAUCCAAUAAAGCAUACAUUAAGGACGUACGGAGGAAAAUUUACGGCUGAUGAUGAAGAUAACGGUUGAAUUAGUUGCUACGUGGCACCUUCGCAAGCCCCUUAUAAAAUACAAAUCCCUUUUUCAUGAAUAUAACUGUUCAUCACUCUAUAUUACCAUGUAAAAUAAAAGCUAUGAUACAAAUUAAAUUUCAAAUUCACAUUUCUCUGACAGAUUGCAUUAUGUUUCUCGUCAAGGCAUGGAGAUCAGCAGCUUUUGGUGUUUAUGGGUACCUGAAUUUCACCAAAGCCGGUUAUAUGGAACAUUCAAAGAACUUCAAAUCAGAAGAUAUGCAAUUAAGGAUGGAUGGAAAGAAUUGUAUUGUUACUGGAGCGAAUUCUGGCAUUGGGUUUGCAACUGCUGAGGAUUUGGCUUCAAGAGGGGCGUCUGUCUACUUGCUGUGCCGUAGUAAGGAGAGGGGGGAAGCCGCUCUUUCUAAAAUUCAAACUAAAACCGGAAACAAGAAUGUCUACUUGGAGGUAUGUGAUCUGUCUUGUGUGAGUGAAAUCAAGGCGCUCACUGCCAAAUUUUCUUCAAAGGGUGCCCCCCUUCAUGUUUUGGUCAAUAAUGUUGGCAUUCUUGAGAGUAACCAUGUCACAACUUCUGAAGGCUUCGAGCUGAAUUUUUCUGUAAACGUGCUGGGAACUUAUAUCAUCACAGAGUCCAUGUUACCCCUAUUAGAGAAGGCUGCACCUGAUGCACGAGUGAUUACAGUUUCUUCUGGUGGAAUGUACACUGCUCCUUUGACAAAUGAUUUGCAGUUCAAUGAGGGAAAAUUUGAUGGGGUGAUGCAGUACGCUCGAAACAAGAGAGUGCAGGUUGCAUUAACAGAAAAAUGGGCUGAAAUGUACAAGGAUAAGGGAAUUGGAUUCUAUGCUAUGCAUCCAGGUUGGGCUGAGACACCUGGAGUUGCGAAAAGUUUGCCAGAAUUUUCAGAAAGGUUUUCUGGGAAAUUUCGAACAUGGGGAGAAGGCGCGGAUACCAUUAUAUGGUUGGCUUUACAACCAAAAGAAAAGUUGGUCUGUGGUGGAUUUUACUUUGACAGAGCUGAAGCACCCAAGCACCUGCCAUUUGCAGCUACCGCUGGAUCUCAUGUUCUUAUUGAUUCUAUCAUUCAGAAACUUCGUUAUUUGGCAGGAAUUGCAUCAUAGACCAUGUAUGUUUUACACUUUUUUCCCCAAUGGUUUUGGUCAUGAUCUUUGAAUAUGGAAAAGAGCGGAUCUGCAGGGGGCUAAAAUGAAUUGGCUUAUACGAAAAAACUCCUGUUCUUUGGAAGAUCUAUCUCGUGUGUGGUACCAUAGACCAAAAAGUUGAUUGUACCAUAUAAACAUAUACUUGGAACUAGUUCCCUUGUCAGCACGAUCUCUCUAGAUAUGUGGCUAGCUUCAAAAUGUGGGAUGCUCUUGAAGUUUCUACAUGUGGUAAUUAGUAACUUUUUAUAUACCAUUUUUAUUGAAUUGAGGGUUUGAGGA
Molecule: messenger RNA, 1529 nt
Organism: Beta vulgaris subsp. vulgaris (sugar beet)
Lineage: Eukaryota; Viridiplantae; Streptophyta; Magnoliopsida; Caryophyllales; Amaranthaceae
Exons: 10
Coding region: 144-1208 (354 amino acids)
Source: RefSeq, a predicted model, not a curated record